Messenger RNA from Puntigrus tetrazona (Sumatra barb), 2153 nucleotides. Its product is annotated as tropomyosin-1. Lineage: Eukaryota; Metazoa; Chordata; Actinopteri; Cypriniformes; Cyprinidae. The record is from RefSeq and is a predicted model, not a curated record. Bases 273 to 1220 code for a protein of 315 amino acids. The transcript has 8 exons.
GUAAUGCACAGCAGAUUUAAUUAUUGCAAUUUGUCAUUUAAACAGUCUGAAACCUGGAGACAGAUGCGGACUGUUUGACAGCAGAGGUCAUGUUGUGUGAGGUAAAGUGUGCGUGUGUGUGUGUGUGUGUGUGUGUGUGUGUGUGUGUGUGUGUGUGUGUGUGUGUGUGUGUGUGUGUGUGCGUGCGCAUUCGGGGCCCGGGGCCAGAGCCGUUCAUCAGCAUGUUUGUACUCUGAGAGCAGCUCUGAAGGACCGAGAGCAGAUCGGAGGUUAUGAGGAGAUUUUUCAGAGUGGACAGAGAUGAAGAUUACGGUCAGAUUCAGUAUCUCACGGCCAAAUGCAUCCGACUCUCUCAGGAGAAAGCAGUGCUCCAGCGAGAGCUGCUGGUGUCUGGGGAGCGUCAGCAGGUUCUUCAGGCAGAGAUGGAGACUCUGUCGAUGUGUGUGUGUCAGAAAGAGCAGCUCUAUGUGGAGCUUAACAUCAAAUAUGAACAACUGCUGGAACGAUUUCAGAAGCAGCAGGAGCAGGCUGAUCUCCUGCAGCAGCGUCUGAUCUCUGUGACGGAGGAGCGCUGGAGAGACUCCUCUCUGCUCUGUCUUCAGCUGGAGCAGGUGAGCUGUGGUUUACAGCAGCUGCAGGGCUCAGAGACGCAGCUCGGGGGCCUCGUGGACGAGCUGCACCAGGAGGCCCAGCUCAGAGCUCAGCAGGCUGAGGUCCUGGAGGCGCAGCUCCGCGAGGAGACUCAGAAAAUAGAAGACCUAGAGAUGAAGCUAAACAGUAAAUCGCUGGAGCUGAUGGAGCUCCAGAUGUCCCAUGAAGCCCUUCGGCAGGAUCUGCGCGAUCAGCACAGCGCCCACCAGAGGACGGCGGAGGAACUGCGGCGCCAGAAUUCGGAGAGUCUCGGCAAACUCCGUCAAACGGCCGAAGAGUUCGAGUGGCUCUGCGAGCAGCAGCGGAAGUGGAUGAGCUGCGUCAAGAGGUUUAAGGACUGUCUAUCAGGUGAGAAGGAGUCCCUGGAGCUGCAGGUGAACAGGUUACAGGUGGAGCUGGAUACUGUGAGGAAUACUGAGAGCUCCAGUCGUUCCACAGAUCCCUGCAGAAGGUGGAGCGCUGAGCUCCAGGAUGAAGCGGACCGAUGGAGAAGACUGUAUGAAGACCAGCUCAAACUCACCGCACAGCAGGACCUGGGGCCAGCGGAUGGGCAUCUCAAACCACCGUGAGACCGGAGCUUCACAGCGGACCCAUGAAAACCCCUAAACCCUUAGUUAUGUUGAAAUCACCGUUUAUGAAAGAAGAGAGCUGUUCUCUGGUGCUCCAGGGUCACCAGAAUCACAAUAAAGGCUAUGCAGUUGAUUUUAUUGAUAUGCAAUCUCUAGAGAAGCACGUCGAAUCGGUUGAAUUUGCUUUGAGCUGCGUGUUGUUGAGGUUUGGACACUAGAUGGUGAUGUUCUCCCGCUGACCAUCAAGGCAUUUCCCGACUGAAAGCGGCGAGGUAUUUGACUUCUGGACUCCUGCAGAGCUGGAGCAGAAGACGUGACGGUCCUCGGAUCCACCUGGACUCUGUCUGACCCCAGAAACGUGUUUCUCAGUGAUCCUCGGAGCCCAGACUGCUGUGAUGUGAGCCGUGCCGAGCGUCUGCUGUCUUCCUGCUCUUUACCUUCUGACUUUAUAUCUCCAACAUCUAGUCCUCUGCUAUUCCUCACACAUGGCAGACAAUAUAUAUAUCUUAUAUAUCUUUAAUAUGUAAUGGAGAGAUCAUGAUAAUACAAAAUAUGUUUAUAUUACAUAUUUGAUGUAUACGUGUAUGUAUAUACAUUUAUUGUCAAAUAAUGUUACUACUUUAAUUAGUGGAUUGUACCCAAAGAUUAAUCUUUUUUUCACGUGUCUCAUUUAUUGUAAAAAAUAACCCACUAUUUUUUUUAAAGACAAUUUAGCCCUUUCUAAUUAUGUCCCCAUUUUUUUGUAUACAUAUUUGUAUUUGCAAGUAGCACAAAACUCACCAUCAUUCGAUUUGUUUUUGUAGAAGAUUAUGCAAAUGACUCGUAUCACAGACUUAUGUUUUAUAAAGUAUAAUGUUAAGAUUGAUUUUGUAUCACCCUCAAAUGAUUAUUUUGAACACGCAUGAUCCCACUUAUGGCUUCUAGUAUCAAAUA